Molecule: messenger RNA, 742 nt
Organism: Rubroshorea leprosula
Lineage: Eukaryota; Viridiplantae; Streptophyta; Magnoliopsida; Malvales; Dipterocarpaceae
Source: the annotation of a GenBank genome assembly
GACUGAUUCUCCAUCUUUUGUAAAUUCAGAACUCUACCCAAACAAAAGAAAUAUAGAGACAGGAAUAAUGGCAAAGUCUCCCAGUGUCAUCCUCUUCCUUGCCUCGGCUCUCUGUGUUCUGUCCUUGGCCGUUGCCCAUGGCAAUCCCAUUCCCCGCUUCUACGUCGAGGGCAAGGUGUACUGCGACACCUGCCGUGCCCAAUUCGUCACCCGUAUCAGCGACUACAUGGCAGGGGCAAAGGUACGGUUGGAGUGUAGAGACCGUGAAGGCGGAACCGUAAAAUACUCAGUUGACGGCCAGACCGACAAGUUAGGCACCUACGUCCUUACAAUCGACGGAGAGCAUGAGGAGGAGGUGUGCGACAUUACACUGGUCGAAUCCAGCGACAAUGAGUGCUCCGAAAUCAACCAAGACGCAUUCCUCAGGAAGAGCGCCAGGAUUAGCCUCACCACCAACAAUGGCAUCACUAGUCCUGUUCGCCUUGCUAAUCCGCUCGGCUUCAUGAGGAAGACUCCUCUCCCUGAGUGCACUGAAGUCCUCCGAGAACUCGGAAUCACCCCCGAAGGCCUCUUUUAAUCUCCAUUUCACGGACCUGCUUCCAUGCUUUGGAUACUAAUAAACCAAAGCGUUUGUCCCUUUUUUUUUUUUUUCAUUCUAUUCGCAGAAUUGUUGUCUUCUAAUUCUCCAUACAUUAUUAUUAUGUAUCUGUGCUGAUUAUUCCAACAAAUUCACGUGAAUUAA